AGUACGUAGUGAAAGUACCUUGUUGUAACAAAUUUUUAAAGAAUCGUGCCUGUAGAGUGAAGUCUGUAUUAUUGGAAUAAAUACGAAUAAUUGUUUUGAUUUUACUGAAAACAAAGAAAAUGUUAACUGCUGCUGCAAAUUCGUUAUCAAAUAACGGAGGGUCUUACAGCAAUGACAGGCCGUCAAGUACAGCAGAUCCAGAACUCGCUACUGAUCCCGCUUCGGGUGGAUUUUUUCAUUCCGAUUAUAAGAAGCAUGAAGACUUGAAACAAAUGUUGGACAGCAAUAAGGAUGGGCUUAAGUUAGAAGCUAUGAAACGUAUAAUAGGGAUGAUAGCAAAAGGAAGAGAUGCAUCAGAAUUAUUUCCAGCUGUAGUAAAAAAUGUUGUAUCAAAAAAUAUUGAAGUGAAAAAAUUAGUUUAUGUUUAUUUGGUCCGUUAUGCAGAAGAUCAACAAGAUCUUGCCCUUUUAUCUAUUUCUACAUUCCAGCGAGCAUUGAAAGAUCCUAAUCAGUUAAUAAGAGCCAGUGCUUUAAGAGUGCUUUCAAGUAUACGAGUUUCUAUGAUAGUGCCUAUUGUAAUGCUUGCUAUUAAAGAUUCAGCUAGUGAUAUGUCACCAUAUGUCCGAAAAACUGCAGCACAUGCUAUUCCUAAACUUUACUCAUUAGAUUCAGAACAAAAAGAAGAGUUAACAAGUGUAUUAGAAAAACUAUUAUCUGAUAAAACAACUCUUGUUGUGGGUUCUGCGGUAAUGGCAUUUGAAGAGGUUUGUCCUGAAAGAAUAGAUUUGAUACACAAAAAUUACAGAAAACUCUGUAACUUGUUAGUAGAUGUUGAUGAAUGGGGCCAAGUUGUUAUAGUCAACAUGCUUACAAGAUAUGCAAGGACACAGUUUAUUGAUCCUAACGUAGGUAGUAUAGAGGAAGAUGAAAAUCGCCCAUUUUAUGAUUCUGAUUCUGAUUCAUCUAAUACAAAGAAACCAAAAUCAACAUUAGUUUCUGAUCACCGAUUAUUAUUACGAAAUACAAAACCUCUUUUACAAAGUAGAAAUGCUUCUGUAGUAAUGGCAGUAUCUCAAUUAUAUCACCAUACUGCACCACGAAGAGAAGUAAUGAUUGCUGCUAAAGCAUUGAUAAGACUAUUAAGAGGGCAUAGAGAAGUUCAAAGUGUGGUUCUUCAUUGCAUUACUAGCAUAUCAAUUACCAGAAAGGGAAUGUUUGAACCUUUUCUUAAGUCAUUCUUUGUAAGAACUUCGGAUCCUACACAUAUAAAGCUUUUAAAAUUAGACAUUUUGACCAAUUUAGCAACUGAAACUAGUAUUGGAGUUAUACUGAGAGAAUUCCAAACAUACAUUUCUAGUAGUGACAAAGAAUUUGUUGGAGCAAGUAUACAAGCAAUUGGGAGAUGUGCAAGUAACAUAAAAGAAGUAACUGACACAUGUUUGAAUGGAUUAGUUUCGUUAUUGAGUAAUCGAGAUGAGGCUGUUGUAGCAGAAAGUGUUGUUGUUAUAAAGAAACUCUUACAAACUCAACCAAAUGAACACAAAAAUAUAAUUGCUCAUAUGGCAAAAUUAAUGGACUUCAUAACUAUACCACAAGCCAGAGCAUCAAUUUUAUGGCUUUUAGGAGAAUAUUCAGAUAGGGUGCCUAAGAUAGCACCAGAUGUACUUAGAAAAAUGGCAAAAAAUUUUGUAAAUGAACAAGAUAUCGUGAAGCUACAAAUUUUAAAUUUAGCUGUAAAAUUGUGUUUAAAUAAUCCUAUUCAAACUAAACCAUUUUGUCAAUAUGUCUUCCAACUUGCAAAAUAUGAUCAAAACUACGAUAUUAGAGAUCGCGCACGCUUCUUAAGACGUUUUAUUUUUGAUGAGGACGGGCAUAAGAAAAAACUUCAACAACUUGCAAAACAAAUAUUUUUAGCUCUGAAACCUGCACCAACACUAACAUCUAGAUUUAAAAAUUCCGGAUAUCAAUUGGGUACAUUAUCGCAUUAUUUGGAUAUGCCAUGUGCUGGUUACCGCCCUUUACCACCUUUUCCUGAUGUGGCUCCUGAUCCAUCCGUAAGAGACGUUGCAAGUGGUACUGUGAGAGAUAUAAGAGAUGAAUAUUAUAGAAAAAAUAAGAAAGACAGAAAAGGAAUGGGGAAGGAAAAACUUUUUUCUAGUGAUGUCUUCCAGGAUGAUCUUCCAGCAGAAGAAUUGGAUAAUGAAAAUGAAUCUUCGGAUACUUCAACGAGUGAUUCUUCGGAUGAAGAAAGUGACUCAUCUGAGUAUACAUCAGAAUCUGGUAAAUCUGAAAAUGAUAGCGAGAAAAAAAAAUCUACGAAACUGUCUGAUGAGUCCAAUAGUGAGUCUGAAAGUGAAGAAUCAGAUUCCGAAGAAUCAUCUGAAGAUUCUCAGGAAAGUGAAGACGAACAGUACAAAGCGUCAAAUCAAGAAGUAAAGGAAAAACCAAAAAGUAACAUUGAUCUCCUUUUAGAGUUAGAUGACGUGAUUCCAAUGACACCUGUUAUGCCAUUGAGCACAGGAAGUCUUCUUACUCCUACCAGUUCAAAUGUUGCAAAUGACAUCAGAGAAGUAUCAGCGUCAUUUAUUCCUAUCAAAAAAUCAGAAUUAUUAAAUAAUAUUACGGGUCACGGUUUAAAGAUUGAAUAUCGAUUUACUAGAUCGCAGCAUUUAGUAAGUUCUUAUUUGGUUACUAUUGAAUUGACGUUUUCAAAUGAAGGCAGUGAACCUAUUAAAGAUAUACAAAUGGGAGUAAAGAAUUUACCGAAAGGUAUGCUUAUACAUGAUUUCACGGGGAUAUCGCUAUUGGAAAUAAAUUCCAAUUUAUCCUCUACAUUGGGUAUCAAUUUUAAUGAUUCUACACAACCAGCGAAUUUUAAUAUUGAUUUUACAAUUGGUGAAGAAACGCAUUCGUACCCUGUUACUAUUAAAGCACCUAUUGGAGAAAUAAUACGAGCCGUACUUUUACCGGAAGAUAUGUUUUUAACUGAAAAAAAUAAAUUAAAAGGUAUGAAUGAACAUAUCGCAUCCGUGCAAUAUUCGGGCAACAAAAAAAUUAUUUCUCAAAAUGUUUUUGAGACUGCGAAUGUUGCAAUGAUAUCUAGCAGUGAUGAAGAAAUCAGGUUUGCCGCCCAUACUUUAGCAUCAAAGUCCUUAAUAUUAGUGACAAUAAAAAUGAUAGAAAACGAUUCAUUAAUGAUUUGUGUAAACUGUGAAAAAAUGGUAAUAGGUUCAAUCUUGUUGAAUGAAUUAAAAAGUAAUUUAAAGAUAAACUAA
Habropoda laboriosa is the source of this 3275-nucleotide messenger RNA. RefSeq names its product AP-3 complex subunit beta-2 (gene rb). The record is from RefSeq and is a predicted model, not a curated record. Bases 120 to 3275 code for a protein of 1051 amino acids. Gene Ontology annotation, cellular component: membrane coat; AP-3 adaptor complex. Gene Ontology annotation, biological process: vesicle-mediated transport; intracellular protein transport. The transcript is spliced from 10 exons. NCBI's taxonomy places the organism in Eukaryota, Metazoa, Arthropoda, Insecta, Hymenoptera, Apidae.